Molecule: messenger RNA, 465 nt
Organism: Ceutorhynchus assimilis (cabbage seed weevil)
Lineage: Eukaryota; Metazoa; Arthropoda; Insecta; Coleoptera; Curculionidae
Source: the annotation of a GenBank genome assembly
AUGUUCAAAGUGAGUGAGCAAGCUGAGGAUGUGACCGAUUUUGAUCCUGGUGAGGGCACCAGUAGAGAUUCAAAUUCAGAAACUCCUCAUUCAGCCAAAAGAUCGCGUUCCCAUGUUGAAGGGAGAAAAAGCUAUAAAGCUGCCUUAAAUGAAUAUAGUGAAAAAUUGCUUGAAAAGCAAGGAACCCUUAUUAAUAAUACAAUAACCAAGAUGUUAGAUUCACAGAAAGAAAUGUUAGAAACAGCUAACCGUGAACAGAGACAAUGGGAGUUAGAAAUGUUAGAAAAAGAACAAGAAUUCCAACGAAAACAGACUGAAACCAUGAUGCAGAUGUUUACACAAUGCAUUCAGUCUUUGAGACCACCUACUGUGAGCAACCUUGGUCCUUUGAGAUUGGUUAACCUAACGUCACAAAGGAACUUGAAAGAUGCUGAAGUGGAAAAACAGAACAAGGAAUUAAAAUAA